Molecule: messenger RNA, 2815 nt
Organism: Adineta steineri
Lineage: Eukaryota; Metazoa; Rotifera; Eurotatoria; Adinetida; Adinetidae
Source: the annotation of a GenBank genome assembly
UAUUUAUAUAUUAGAUAGUACACCGAUUGUUAUUAUUGUUAUUGAAGGUUGUGCUGAUGCAAUUAAAAAAGGUUUGGAAUUAUAUUUAAUAGUAUUAAGUAUUGAAUGUUUAUCUAUUUUAGUUUAUAAAAGUGUUGUUCAUGAUAAAAUUCCUGUUAUAUUUGUUGAAGGUACAAGUGGAUGUUGUGAUUUAUUUGCUAAAUGUUAUCAUUUAUAUAAUGGACGUAAAUCAAAAACGGAAUUAUUUAAUCAAACAAAAUAUAAUUCAUUAUCAGUAGAAAAUGAUGAAGAAUUAAAAAGUAAAAUUCGUGAAGCAUUACAAAUCGUUAAUCAUGAAUUGGCGGAAACAUCAUGUACAAAUGCACCAGAUCAUGAAAUAGAUUAUUUUGAAUUAAUCUAUGAAUGUGUUACAACACGAAAUAAAUAUUUAAAUUUUAUUGAUUUUAAAGUACAUAGUCUUAUUGGUGAUGAUAUUAAUUUAGCUAUUUUACAAGCUCUUAUUAAAGUUACUUCAUGUGAAAAAAAUAUCGAAGAAAAACGUAAACAAUUGUAUUUAGCAUAUGAAUGGAAACAAAUCGAUAUUAUUAAAAAUUCCAUUAUGAAAAAUGAACGAGAUUGGAAGUUAAUUGAUUUGAAUGAUUUAUUUGAAAAAGCUCUUGUAGAAAAUCAAGUGAAUUUUAUUCAAUUAUUUCUUGAUCAUGAUUUUUCAAUAAAUGAUUUAUUUCACAAUACAAAUAAACUUGUAGAUCUUUAUGAAAAUGAAUUCAAUGAUUCAUUGAAAUCAGUUUAUACAGAAAUUAUUCAACCACUUCUUGGAAAUGUUUCUCAACUUGAUGAAGAUGAUGAUUUACCAAAAAAUUCUUUUACAAUAUUAUCAAAUAAUGAAAUAGAUAUUAAUAAAGAACUCUUUUUAUGGUCAGUUUUAACAGGAAGACAAGAAUUAGCUUUACUUUUUUGGACUCGAGGAAGAAAUAAAAUUUGUACUGCUUUUAUUGCAAUAUUAAUCUAUAAAAGUAAAACAAGAACAGAAAGGAAUAUUAAAUAUGAAGCAUGGAUAGAUAAAUUCGAACAUUUAGCUGUACAAAUACUUGAAAGAUUCUAUUUAACAAAUCCAUAUAAAUGUAAACAAGCUAUUGUUAGAGCUAUUCCAGAAUAUGAUAAUGUUACUUGGUUACAAUUAGCUGUUAUAGCUGAAUCAAAAUUAUUUAUUGCUCAACAAGGGGUACAAGAUGUACUUCAUGAUAUAUGGUAUGGUCGUAUUGAUCGUCGAGUUAGUCAUUCAUUAAUAAUAUUUUCAAGUUUUAUGCUUCCGUAUAGUGGUUUUCUUACUUAUUCUGAGGAAUUAAUUGAAGGUAGUAAUAAAUAUAAUGAACCUGAUAGUUCACAAUAUUAUAUACCACGAUUAAAAACCACUAUUGAUAAGAUGUGUAAUGAAUCAGAUACGACAUGUUCGAGAUUAAUCGGUGAUGAUUUUAAUGUCGAUUAUAAGAAAAGUGGUAUUAAGCAAUAUAUAGGAAAUAUUUCAAUAUUUUUACAUGCUCCAUAUGUGAAAUAUCUCUACAAUCUAUAUUCUCAUGUGAUAUUUUUACUAUUAUUUUCAUAUGUAUUAUUAUGUGAUUAUUUUCCAUUAUAUGAAUAUCAAUCUAAUUAUGGACCAUCAAUGACUGAAUUAAUACUUAUAUUAUGGGUAUUUACUUUAUUGUGUGAAGAAAUUCGACAAAUAAGAGCAAAGAAAACUCACUCAAUGUAUGGAAAAUUGCAAUCCUAUUUUACUAUACUCUGGAAUAAAUUAGAUACAUUCGCUAUAAUUCUAUUUUUUAUUACUUGUAUACUUCGAUUUCUACCAGUUAGCGGAUGUUUUAAUAUUGCACGAACUAUUCUAGCUAUUGAUUUAUCUAUCUGGUAUAUUCGAACACUUGAUAUAUUUUCUGCUGUAAAACGAUUAGGUCCUAAACUAGUUAUGAUUGGGGAAAUGGUUCAUGAUCUUACAUUUUUCAUGUUAAUGCUUACAGUAUUUGUAUUAGCAUUUGGUGUACCAACUUAUAGUUUAUUAAAUGAUGUUCAAAAAUUUUCUUGGCAUAUGCCACGUCGUAUAAUUAAUUUAGCCUAUUGGCAAAUAUUUGAAUUACAAAUAGUUGAAGAUAUUGAAAAAAAUUAUGAAUUAAAUGGUUAUGUUAUGUUUUUCUUAUUAAUAGUAUAUAUUACUGUUGCAAGUGUUCUUUUAAUUAAUCUUUUAAUAGCAAUGUUUAGUAAUACAUUUGAUCGUUUACAUAUGGAUACAGAUUGUAUAUGGAAAUUUCAACAAUAUUCAUUAGUAUGUUAUCAAUUAAAACGUCCAUUAUUUCCACCACCAUUUAUUAUCAUAUCACAUAUUUGGCGUAUAAUUAUUUAUGUUUUUUCACAUUCUUUUAAAAUAAAAUGGUUUUAUAUGAAAUAUAUUAAACAAAAAAAUCAAGCCAAAUUUAAGAUAAGUGUGAAUAAAUUAUUGACAAAACAACUUGAGGAAAUUGAAGAUGCAUUAGGAAAUGAAGUUUAUUUUAUUUCUUUGAAAGCGAAUCAAAAACAAAUUGAAUAUUCAAAUGAUUUUAACGAAGAACGAGUAUAUUCAUCACAAGAAAUCGUAUUGACGAAAAUAAAAACACUUGAAAAUGAAGUUCAAUCUGUACAAAAUCAACAAAUUAAUAUGUUUCAAUAUUUGGAAUAUUUAAUGAAUGGGAUGAAAAAAAUUGGUGGUGAUGAUAUUGAAAUGCCUCAACGAUGCCAAGAUGAUUUCGAACUCAUAUAUUUAAUUGUUUUUAUUGAUAUUCUAUUUUAG